Mya arenaria is the source of this 1705-nucleotide messenger RNA. RefSeq names its product macrophage mannose receptor 1-like. The coding region runs from base 146 to 1624 and encodes 492 amino acids. NCBI's taxonomy places the organism in Eukaryota, Metazoa, Mollusca, Bivalvia, Myida, Myidae. The transcript is spliced from 11 exons. The record is from RefSeq and is a predicted model, not a curated record.
CAAAUCAUUCAUCGCCCAAGUGUACUGUCCUAAUUUGGUCUCAAUAUUAGCAACACAAUAACAGAAAUUGCCGUGUAUAGGAAAGUAGCAGUGAAUUGGAAAUAAACGGUUUUCAUCAAAAGUGAGUCACCAAGAUCUAAUUACCAUGAAUUGGGUGCAGUCGUUGCCCAUUUUGUUUGCAAUGCAGGGUAUAUUAUGUGACUAUGGCUGUAUUUGCAACUAUCGUGUGGAGCUAACGGUCUAUUCUGGGAUGACGACCUCCAGCUCCACACUUGGAUCUAUGUUCGAAUUUGAUUGCAAGCCGCUUGGACCGGAAAUCGACGACAAAGGAUGGAAAAUUAUUCAGUUUGAGCAUGAGCUAGGUUACGUACAGAUAGAUCCGGAUGUCCAGAUACAGACCUGCCAGGGUGAAAUACCACCAGGCGAUGUCGUAGUAACAUCACAAACGUCAUCAAAACCAGUAACACACACUGAAACAACAACGGCACCUAUAGAAAAAACAUCGAUUGCGCCUUCUACACCAACGCCAACAACAACAGCAACAACAACAACUGCAUCGACAGCCGCCUCUCAACCAUCAUCAGUUGUAACUACGAUAAUGUUACAAUCAUCCUCUGCUGUUCCAACGACAACUAUUUCACUUCAGCCGGUUGUAGGAGUGGAGUACGGCUGUAAAGCGAAACAUUUGCACCACGCCAUUGUACACUACGGGCAACUAUUCACAAUUGACCAGACUUGUUACGAGCUGGUUCACACUCAAAAGACUUGGACGAAUGCAGAACAUGACUGCCAUCACCGGGGCGGACACUUGGUACACAUUGAAAACGAAGAACAGCAAAACAAAAUAUACGACGUGGUGAACCAGUACCAUAGGCAUGCCGUGUGGAUUGGCCUCAAUGAUCGACAGCUGGAGGAACAUUUCCAAUGGACCUCAGGUGAUGCUCUAAAUUACACCCACUGGUUCCCUGGCAGAAAGAGCCCAAAACCCGACUCCAGUCACCCUGAGGACUGUGUGGCGAUAAAGUUGGGCGCUCAUAGUGGGCAAUGGGAGGAUAUAAACUGCCAAUUCCAACAUGGAUAUGUUUGCGAAUACGAUGCAACACUUCAAACUCCCUCAUCAACUCCAGCACCAAAUGUUGCCGUUAACAGCGAUGGCAACAUACGUUUAUGUUCCCGACGAUUGAACCAAUAUGCCCAUCAGCACCAUACGACUGUUGGUGAAUUCGGAAAGAGCUGCUACGAACUACUUCACCAGAGAAUUACAUUCAGCCAAGCUGAAGUUAUGUGUAAAAAAGCCAGCGGACAUCUAGUGCAUAUAAAUGAUGCAGCAGAGCAGCAGUACGUGCAGUCGUUCUUACAUCGCCAUAGUCCCCACACAGCCAUCUGGACAGGAUUCAACGACCGCCACUCUGAGGGCCACUUCCACUGGACCGCGGGUGACCCAGUCUCAUACACCAACUGGCUGACCAACAACACUCACCACAACAGACUGGAUUGUGUCAUUCUUGAUCCAACACAGGGCGGGAAAUGGCACGAUGUCAGUUGUAGCUCUAGCAGCUUACACCAAGGAUUCUGCGAAUUCCCCACUGCUGCAGCUCAAGUAGCCUCGGUUCUUGUUGGGUAAUCUACUGUAGUAACAGUUAAACCCACAACUGUUUCUCAAUUUUUGUGGUAAACUGUACGAUUACAUAAAAUCAAAAUACUU